Trichoplusia ni (cabbage looper) is the source of this 945-nucleotide messenger RNA. RefSeq lists its product as uncharacterized. The coding region runs from base 97 to 459 and encodes 120 amino acids. The transcript has 4 exons. The record is from RefSeq and is a predicted model, not a curated record. Lineage: Eukaryota; Metazoa; Arthropoda; Insecta; Lepidoptera; Noctuidae.
GAAAUAUAACAAUGUCAGAAAAAAAAAUAUAUUGACGCGUACAGUUUCAUUUUUUCGGCUAAGUAAAAUUAACAUAAUAUUUAAUAUCCAAGAACAAUGCUCUACACAUCGAAUAUGGCGAAAUACUUGUACCAUCGUAGUCAAUGCCUUAUUAAAAGCACCAACAAUCCACUCAAGAAUAUAACGAGGACGACUAUAAUUCCAAACGCAGUACCUAUACCCGAAAAUAAUCUGGACAAGGAUAUGCUUCGAAACCUGCGUAUAGCCGUCUCACCGAGCUAUGGUCACGGAUCUAAUUCCUACGCGACCAACAAAUGCACCAGCACAUCUACUCUAGCUGGUGAUCCAAAACGCUUGAGUAACAUCCAGGACAUAAGAGCGGAAAUUCUUGAGAAAUGGGUCAAAAGGCCUCAGCCAGAUAUUCACAAAGAGUGGUUAAAAAAUAUUAUGUUCAAUUAAAAUUACUUAGUAUUCACUGCCAACCAAUAGCUGUAAAGUUCUCUAUAUUAAUUGUAAAAAGUAUAACAGCAAUCCGAGUAUUGGAUGAGUAAAGAUUUAACUACUCCUUGACCAUUCACAGUUAAAAUUUAAAAUUAAAUAAUUACUGUAUUUAUUUUAUAUGGUUGACGAAAUUAAGGGGGCAGUAUAUAGAAUAGGCAUAGAAAAGGUUAAUAUACAAGUCACCUUUCUCUACAGAAAAUAUAAGGGGAAAAUAUGACCUUAUGGUUUUUAACAAUCCCAUUUGUAAUGAAUGACUUUUUCCAAAACUGUCUGCCUAUUACCAGCUCUGAUUGGGCACUGUUAUUAGUGAAGUUUUAAUGAGUUAUUUUUAAGUGUAUCACGUCUUAAACAUAAUAGAUAAUUUACAGAUAUUGGUUGAUUAAACAUUAGGCUCUAAAAUCAAACAUCUGUUCAACAAACAAAUAAAACAGGUUUUUGAAUAAA